AUGAACGACCUGACCCCCGAGCUGGGCAGGAGGAGACGAGCGGCAUGGAGAGCGUACAAGAGCAUCGAGGAUGUAGUGAAGAAGACCAGAAACACCCGGCUCCGUGCUCACUUCUUCAACACCACCGUACUUCCUGCUUUGACCUAUGCUUCGGAAAUCUGGGCACUUCGCAAGCAGGAAGAAAACGCGCCUCCAACAAAAAGUGCACUAGAUGAUCUCUUCGCUGAUACGUCAACAGAACAAAAAUCGUCCGCGACGAAUACGGGUACAACACCAGCAACGAACACGCGAAUAACACGACACCAAACGGGACCCACAAACCUCGGAAGCCUAUUAGGUCCAUCACGACGCGAAAAAGAAGCGAAAACUACAAGCGGGACAUCUGAACCUACUACGGCUCCAACUUCAGUUCCUCAACAAACUGUUCCUUCUUCUGAAGAAACUCUACGAAUUAAAAGGCUGGAAAACGAGGUCGAGCGCCUAAAUCGAGAAAUUGAAGACGUAAAAAGACGAAAGAAAGAAGAUGAACAAGAUCUAGAGAGGCUAUGGAAGGAAAAGUUAACAAAGAAAGAUCGUGAUCAUCAAGAAGAACAAAAAGAGUUGGAGAAUUCUCAUCAAAAACAAAUCUCUAAACUACAAGACGAACAUUCCGAAGAACUUGAGAGGUUAAAGUCGACGUAUGAGCGGCAACUCGACAGCAUACAGCAAUCGGCUGGUCAAUGGAGAGAUGUUACUACGGUCGUGGAUAAAGUUGACAACCUCUCUAUGACUAUAAAUCAACUUGCUGAUAAUGUAAAUAUGGUGACAGAACGUACCAUUAUUGAAAAGGAAACAGCGUUGAAGUUAAGAGAACAACAACUGGAAAACAGAGAACAAAGAUUACUCGAGGAUAAAGCGCAUUUUGAAGAUGAACGCAAGAAGGUCUACGAAUUGAAUGCUAAGUUGAACGAAUUAUGUAAGGGCCAAGAGAAAGUUAUGGAACAGGACAAAUAUCUUGUGCGAGAAGAAUGGAAUCGCCUUAACGCUGAGAAGUCUGUUUUCAAGGAGGACCAACAGUUUAUUCUGGAAAAUAUCGAGAAACAGAAAGAAGCUCUAGACAGAUCCAAGACUACAUUCUUCCAAGAGCAACAUGAUUUACUUGUAAGAGUGAGUACAGAACGUCAACUGCUGGAACAAGAGAAGAACGAAUUCUAUGGGAAACGUUCAUUGGAUGUGCGGAGAAUUAAAGAAGAGGCUGGAGAAUUACAGCGACGAGCUCAAAAUGUUUUAGCUGCUGAAAAGCACCUACAAGAACUUGAAAUCUCUUUGAUGGAAGAGUGUGUUGAAAUGGAAAAUCUUCGUAAUCAAAUGUCGUCCUAUAAGAUUCGAACUGAACCAGACAAAGGACCAAUCCGUAAUCCGAACGACCGCCUUGAUGCUGAUCUUGCAUCUAGCCAAGAUGGUCAAGAUGUGCCUCCAAGGAAUGAGAGUGUUCGCACAGUGCUCAAGAAGCACUCCGAAUUUCUUGAACGUUACAUGGGACAGAAGGUAGCAGCAGUUGCACCACGUCCUGCGCAAUACGGCUCACCAUAA
Molecule: messenger RNA, 1572 nt
Organism: Necator americanus (New World hookworm)
Lineage: Eukaryota; Metazoa; Nematoda; Chromadorea; Rhabditida; Ancylostomatidae
Exons: 13
Coding region: 1-1572 (523 amino acids)
Biological process (GO): cilium assembly; establishment of epithelial cell polarity
Cellular component (GO): ciliary transition fiber; ciliary basal body; centriole
Source: RefSeq, a predicted model, not a curated record